UCCACUAACUCUUGCUGGGGUGGGGGUUGCUCUUUCAGGGUGGAUCAUCGGUGGGAACGUAUCUUCGCCACACUCCAGACCCUACAUGGCUUACCUGGAGGUGAGCAUGGGCCCGGUGAAUACACAGACGUGCGGAGGGCUGUUGGUGAAGAAGGACUUUGUCCUGACGGCUGCUCACUGCAGCUGUAUUGCAGGCAACAUCACAGUCAUCCUCGGAGCCCACAAUGUCCACGAGCCGGAGGAAACCCAGCAGCGCCUGCGUGUGCGACGCAUCAUCCCCCACCCAGAAUUCACCAGGGACCCCUUCACCAACGACCUCUUGCUUCUGCAGCUGGAGAAGAAGGUGGAGGUGACGAAGGAGGUGAAGCUGCUCAGGUUGCCCUCGGCUCAUUCCACCCCGAAAGCAGAGGAGAAGUGCCUGGUAGCCGGAUGGGGUCUCACUAGCCCGAAUGCCUUUAUGCCCCCUAGUACCCUGCAUGAAGUGCAAGUGCAGGUGCUGGAUGAGGACACGUGCACCAUGUUUUAUCCUGGCUAUGAGCACGCCAGCAUGCUGUGUGCAGGGAGGCCCUUCCAGAGGGGAUCGGCUUACAUGGUCUAUGACAAGUUUCAUACAAACCCCACCUCCACCACUAAGAGUCUUGUGGAUACUUUGGCGGGGCUGGAGGUGGCGGACAGUGGACCUAACCUCAAGGACAAAGUCGUGUACAAGGAGGUGGAGUUCGAUGAUGACGCAGAGCCCAUGGCAGGGUUGUCCGGUGCGGCGGUGAGUCAGGAACUGUUCUCCAGUUCGGAGGUGUCUAUCCAGUCCCAGCAGCCCUACUCCAGCGAGGAAGAAGCAGGAGAGGAGACCCCUGACAUCAACAUCAAGCGACUGGACCGCUGA
Molecule: messenger RNA, 883 nt
Organism: Chrysemys picta bellii (western painted turtle)
Lineage: Eukaryota; Metazoa; Chordata; Testudines; Emydidae
Source: RefSeq, a predicted model, not a curated record